CCAUUCUUUUUUUGUCUUUUCUUAACAAAACAGAGCACGAUGGUUCGUGGCGCUAAAGCUGAUGCGAAACCCCGAGGCCGCAUGACAGCGUACGCAUUCUUUGUACAAACAUGCCGAGAGGAGCACAAGAAGAAGCAUCCCGAUGAGACAGUGAUCUUUGCUGAAUUCUCCCGAAAGUGCGCUGAGCGAUGGAAGACAAUGGUGGACAAAGAGAAGAAGCGCUUCCAUGAGAUGGCCGAAAAGGAUAAGGCGCGGUAUGAAAUGGAAAUGUCAAAUUAUGUACCCCCCAAGGGCACAGUAGUUGGGCGUGGCAAGAAGAGGAAAAUGAUUAAGGAUCCGAAUGCGCCGAAAAGAUCAUUAUCUGCAUUCUUCUGGUUUUGCAAUGACGAACGCAACAAAGUUAAGGCUGCGAAUCCUGAAUAUGGCGUUGGCGAUAUUGCCAAGGAACUUGGUCGUAAAUGGUCCGAUGUGGAUCCAGAGGUUAAACAGAAGUACGAGCUAAUGGCUGAGAAGGACAAGGCGCGCUAUGAGCGGGAAAUGACCGAGUACAAAACCAGCGGGAAAAUACCGAUGUCCGCCCCCUCAAUGCAAGCACAAGCCGCUGCAGCGCAGAAAGCCGCGUUACUCGCUGCCAGUGCACAACAGCAUGAGGAGCAUGGCGAUGAUGAUGGCGAUGGCGAUGAUGAUGAAAAUCAAUAGAUUUAAGAAACCACAAAAAAAAAAUAUAAAAAACAACAAAAACAAAACAAAGGAGCAUAAGAUAAAAACAAAAACAAAAAAAUGAAAGAAUUAAUUUUCCACAAAAAAUGGAACUUAUAGAAUCCAUUACGUAAUUUUUAAGUGAUUAAAGAAAGAAAUACUGAAUGAGAUAAGAACAACAAACAGAAAGCAAACAAAAAAAAAAAAACAAAUGCAAUGAAACCGACGAGAAUUAGAAACAAAAUUAUGAAAUUUAACAGGGAGAAAGUACAUACAUGCAACUCAAUGUAUAAUAAUAAUGUAGUAUGUAUGCAUGCUGCAAAUGCAAAAUCAAGGCUAAGGAGUAGCUAUAGUUCUAGGAACCACUAGCAUGGAAAUCAAUAUAUACGAUGCAGUACUGCAGAUAACAAAUACUUUAACACAACACGGCUUUUAAAAUCUUUGCAGCGCGUAUAAAACCAAGUAUGUACGUACUUUCAAACGCUAUUCAAUUUUCAUAAAACCAAUAUAAAAUGCAACUCCCGAACUAACCUUCCAUAUGAUGCUCAUUCUGUAUACUGACGGCCACACAUACAUUUCUCAUAUAUCAAAAUAGCAACAAGAAAAAAAUUAUAAUUUCAACAGCAAGAUAGAGUAGUAAUAAAGGCAUCUUUGAAUAAUAAUGUCAAACAACUCAGACAAUUAUUAUUUUUUUUUGUAUUAAUUUGUUCCGCUAAUUUUUGAUUUAUUGUAUCUUUAGCAAUAAAAGUUAGGAUUAAAGAGAGACACUCAUAGUUUAGGGGCAAUUAAGAAACAGAAAGAAAAUAUGAUAAUAUCCCAUACUCCUUAUCCCGUGGAGCAAUAAAUGUAGGCGUGCGUUUGACUGAAAACAUAAACGCACUGGAAUUUAUUAAAUUUUCCGGCUAAUUCAUUGAUUAUCGGCUUAUUAUUUUAUUUGACUUUUUAAACUAACAUUACAUGCUUAUAUGUAUGUUAAACAACCAACAAAAUUUGAAGAUUUAUUUUAUUUUUUCGUUGAUUUUGUAAAAAUAUAUUUUAAUUUCCAUUUACCAUUUGAAAAAAUAUACCCACACGCCAGAGGAAAUAAGAAUGUCAAGACAAAGACACAAAGAUAAAUAAAAGAAGAAUAUAUUCCGAAAUAUUUUUACAAACAAGUGCGGUUGAACUCCAGUAUGAAAACUAAUGUAUGUACGAGUAUCUCGAAUGUGAAUAUUUUGAGCUAAUUGCUAGCCACAAAAUGCAUAACAAACAGUUACAUAAUUGUAUACCACAUUCAUACAGCAGAAAAAUAGUAUACAAUAAUAAUAAUUAAAAUAUGCAAACAAUAUAAAUUUAUAUAAUGUACGAUAAGAUUUAGAAUAUACGUAUGGUGUAAAACCAAAAAAACAAAAAAAAAACUUGAAAUGUUUUCAUAAUUUAAAUAGUGGGCAGUUAGUUGGAAUUUAAGAAAUUUCGUUAGGAUUCCGGUGGAAUGCUCUUUGUUUAUAAUUGUUUGAGACCGAUAUCUAGCCAGUGACAAUACUAGGGCGUUGCAAAGAAGAUGAUAUAUCAUACCGAACGUAACAUGAAAAUCACGUAAUUUGCAACGGUUUUUGUUGUUACAGCUUACGCUUUUUGUUAUAUUGCUGCAUAGGAAACUUUUAACUCAAUAUACAUCUACCUACCGCGCAAACUCUAGGGAUAUUCACACUGAUCUCGUUACUUCGGCACUUGACAGUUUUAGGUUUAUUUUAUUUUUGUUAAUGUAAUGAAAGCACUAGUGCGUCAAGUAAAAGCCCUCUUGAACGUUAUGUAUUUGCAUGUGCCAGUUUUUAAUUAUGGAGAUGUAAACAGGUGCUCGUACAUACUACAUACGAAAUAGAAACGUUUCUAUUUUCACCUGACACACAAUCCACUAUGAAUGUAUUUGCCCUUUCAUCAGGUUUGUACCUUAACAGAUAAUUAUCAACAUUUAUCAAUAUACUUUCUGCUGGUCUUAUCUUAAAUAAAAAAAAAAAUAUCUAUCAGAAAAGAGCCAUAAAAUUGUUAUGACAACGUAAAGGAGCUGUUAAGAGCUCCGUAGUAAAACUAUUUACGUUUCUUUAUUUCACCUUUUUUGAAUUUAAUUCUUUUAAAAAAUUGGACCAGCUCGAAAAAUAAACAAAAUAUAGCUGUUUCAACAUACCAUUUGCCAGACUAACAAAAGUAAGAUAAAAAAGGUUGUUGUUCGCAGCAAAACAUUUGUGCCGAACUGGAAAAUUUACGAUAGUUGGGUGAAUACCCCUACUGCAUUCCAGACGCGGGUGCCUUUGUUUCACUUGAUUUCACAAUUUCCGAAAACUUCAAGCAAAAUGCAGAUGAUUAAGAAAUUGAUUUCGAAUUUAAUUGAUAUCUUAAUAAAGCAUUUUAAAAUUGAUUUGCAAACGUUCUCUUCUAUUAACCUGGGGAACAGGAAAUUUCAUUCAGGAAUCUUAAUUAAAUCUUUCAAAUAUAAUUCGCAAGUUUACAAAUAAAACCUUUCAAAAGUCUUAACAAAAAUUAUUUUUCAGAGCAAUAGGUGCGGGAACAUUGUAAAUAAAUAACCUCACAUUAAUAUUAAAAUAAAAGUUACUGUGCAAAUAUGUAUGCAGUAAUGAAAGUUGAGUGAAAGAAAGAUGCGAAAGGGUGUGAUGACUAUGGCGUCUGUUGGGACUUCGAAUAACCAAUUUGGGGGAGAAAGUGUUGUGUUGGCGAUUUGUAGAAUGAACAAAAUUGGUGCGAAUUGUAAAUUUUUGUAUUACCCUUACUGACUGCAAUAUUUGUAAGAUGAUAUAUUUUCGGAAUUUCGCAAAAUUACAAAUACCAUACAGCACUUUUAAUUUAAAAAAAUUGCUAACAUACCUUUAAAACGUUUGUAAUUUCGAAACUUCGUGGCUUUAUUGGAAUUCCUUAAAAUCGACGUCGUUAUCGUUGGACGCUUUAUUUGGAUUAGAGUUUGGCGUUUGUAAUUUUUAAACGAAAUUCAAUAGAUUCCUACUUAGAAAAAAAAGAACAAUAAACUAUCGAAAGUGAUUUUUUAUUAUUUGAUUAUGAUCUAGGCAAGUUUUGAAUAAUUGAAUGUUUCUUGUUUUGGAUGAUCUUUGAUGAAAAUAAUUGAAACACAUUUCACAUCUGCUAUGACAAAAUUGAUAUACAGUGUUGUGCAAAAAAGAACCAAUUGCUUAUGCAAUUUCGAAAAAAUAAAAGAAAUUUUGAUUCACAUGCUUAUUUUUAAACGGAUAACAUUGUGUGCAAUUGUGACUUUGCUCUUUUUUUACAAGCUUUUAUAUCAAAUGGAACUUAGAAAUGUUUGUAUAAGCAAAUAAGAAUAACUUAAUAUUUUCGUUUCGUAUAUGAUUAAAAUCUUAUGUAACAAGAAAAUAAUAUUUUGAGUUGAAUACAAUGGCGGCUACUUAACAAAAAUUAUUAUUCCAUAGUAAUUACUAAUGAUUCUAAAAUAAAUGAGAGAUUUAUUUUCAAUUUUAUUACAUCUUUCAAAGCUAAAGACAUAUGUAGGUAAGUUUUUCCGUUAUUAAAAUACUUUUUCAAUCAUCUUUUUCUGUUUUCUAUAUUUCAAAUCUUGCGUAAAAAAAUUAAAUUGCUUUCGACUGCUUUAUAGUCUUCAAGUUUGAUUUUUAGUAGUAUAUCGUUGGUAAAUUACCUUUAUUUCGCUUAUUCUAUUUUUCGUAUUCUUCACAACCAUUGAAAUUCUAAUCCACGCCUUCGCGCCUCAUGGGAAUCGAAAGAAUGAGAAAGGGAGGGAGGACAUACAUCUGUUGUAUAUGCAUAUGUAUGUAUUAAUUAGAUACACAUUUUUUGUAUAUAUGUAUGUAUAUAGAAUAUACAAUGCAUUAUACUGUAGUAUGUAUGCAUAUUUUUUUCACUCGAAAUGCAACAUUUAAAAAGAAAUAUGAAUAGAAAAAAGUUAAAUUAUAUAAUAAUGAAUAUGAAAUGCAAACCACUUCAGGCUCGACAGAUUCCUAUUAAAAUUAGCAAUUAAAGAUAAAAAUGUCAAAAAAUUGCAUUAGGAGAGACAUACGUACAUACAUAUACACUCAGCGUAAAUUUACUGCGUAAUGUUAGGUUAUAUUAACAAAAAGGUAAAAAGAAAAAUAAAUGAUAAUGAAAACAAGCAAUGAGCUACAAGAAGCCGAAAUUGAUUGAUUAAAUCGCCCAGCUAAAGAUUAUAUAAUUUUGUAUUGUUGCAAAUGAACUUAACCUACAAAUUGGCAACUUUUGCUACAUUUUUUCAAAAUUUUGUCGUACAUUUAUAACUCCUAAUUUAUAAGAGUAGGCAAUCAGCUGGUGUUCGCAACAGCAUUUAGUACACUGUUGGUUAUACUUGCAAUCACUUUUUCAUGAAAACUACUUAAUGAGAUUUUUUUAGUUUUAAAACAUCAUGACAUCCCUAUACAUAAAUAUGUAUGUGUGUAUUACAAAUAAAAACAUGCAGAAAUAAAACUUGAUUUAGAUGCCUCUAAAUUUUUGCGCUCUCUAAAUCUUUACAAUUAAUAAACACCAAAACCGACUGCAAUAGCAAGCAAUAUAAUCAAUGCCUACAUCAAUGCUUUAUGGGUCCCAUUAUUCGCAUAUCCUCCAAUAAGACUUGCAAAUAAGUACAUAGAGGCAAAGGACACGAAAAAGACAGACUGAAAUGGUUGGAGUCGGUAUAUUAGUAGGAGAGCUGUGGUGUGUCGUCUGCGGUAGUUUAGCCGACACUAAUGCCUAUAUAUACAUACAUACAUACAGACAUACUUGAAUAACACCAACAAAAAAAUUAAUAUCUAAAAAAAAAA
Molecule: messenger RNA, 5492 nt
Organism: Rhagoletis pomonella (apple maggot)
Lineage: Eukaryota; Metazoa; Arthropoda; Insecta; Diptera; Tephritidae
Product: high mobility group protein DSP1-like
Exons: 4
Coding region: 40-699 (219 amino acids)
Biological process (GO): regulation of transcription by RNA polymerase II
Cellular component (GO): nucleus
Molecular function (GO): DNA binding, bending
Source: RefSeq, a predicted model, not a curated record